Molecule: messenger RNA, 2077 nt
Organism: Botrytis byssoidea
Lineage: Eukaryota; Fungi; Ascomycota; Leotiomycetes; Helotiales; Sclerotiniaceae
Exons: 4
Coding region: 1137-1925 (262 amino acids)
Source: RefSeq, a predicted model, not a curated record
UUAUUCUCACUAUAGACUCCUAGAUUGUUUGAGUUUCGAAAAACAUCGAAGUUCAACAUCAUUUGGAAGUAUUCCCGUACAAUUGAAAAUGUCUCAAGCGCCAUCAUUCUACCCAUAUGCGACAGAUACGGCCCCAUCCUGCCGUUCCGCGCGCUCGAGCUGGUCAAGGAUUUUAGGGCCUUUUGAUCUACAUGAUCGUGAGCUUCUCUCGAUCCAAACCUACAUGCCGGAAAUACUCCAACACGAAUGCGCUUGGGCGAGCUUUACAAUAGCAUUUUUCGUGUCGUAUUUAUUUUCCUGGUAGUGCUGGGAAUACUGACAUUUUUUUUGAUCCGAAUACUAGUUCUUAGAGUUAGAUGUUGGAGGCAGUGCAAAGUUGUCAAUCGAGCCACAAGGUGUCCUCGUACAAAUGACAAAGCUGUGAUAUAUAUAGAGCUUCAUGCAUCAUAACUAUCUUAAGAGUUACGAUUUGUGGUUUGAAACGUCGACUAUUCCUUAGCACUGCCGCUGUUUAGCUUCUCUGCUUAUCAUCGUACUUUGUACUGUUAUUUUCGCUCGUCAUCCUCUCACCCCCCUUUGAAGGCUUCUAGACCCAAAUUCGCAUCAUAAUGUGGCGCUGGGCAUAGACGAGUGGAUGAUGGGGUUCAACCCGAAGCAUACCUCGUGAGAUCCCUAGCAUGAAUAGCCUUAAGUGUCGGGUUUAGGAGUCGAAUCCUAGGGAUACUACCCAAAUCCGAUCGAUCCGGAAGGUGAAUUCCACCAUCAAAAAUUUGGGCACGAGAAUUUAUAGAGAGAAUGUGCUUUCUAAUUGAGUAGCCUGAAAACAAGUGGCGGGUAUUCAUUGGUUAUGAAACCUUAAAAAGAGCUAUGAUUGGGAGAUUGUACCACUGUCAUUUACUAUUGGAUAACUGUACGAUGCAAGAAUUACUCGCGCUACCGCAGCCUCAACUCAGAGGUUUCCGGGGGGUCUACAAUGACUAUGGGUCGAAAAUUUGCGUUUUGAUGGCCACGGUCUCUCAGCAUACUGUUGGAGGUAUUCCGGGUGUAAAGAUGGAUUUCUCUAUAUAUGUAGCAGGUGUUCGAAGUAUAUUGUUUCCAUCAUCAAUCGGAUCAUUACCACUGAAUCAACUGUCUCAAUGUCUAUGCCUACGUUCGUGUGUGUUCCUGGCUUUUGCCACACUUCAGCUAUAUUUGAUCCCCUCAGAACCCUUCUCGGUCAUUACGGUUAUCCUGUCCUUCCAGUUCAGCUUCCAUCAGUACUUACGAAUGGAAAUCACGCGUCAAACGAUCCUGCGCAGGAUACUAGAGCAAUUCGAAGUUCAGUGUCACAUCUUGUAGAAGCAGGUCACGAUGUCAUUUUGGUCUUACAUUCUUAUGCUGGUGUUCCAGGCGGUGAUGCUUUGCAAGGCUUAGGGAAAACAGAGAGGGCACAAAGAGGCCUCAGAGGUGGAGUUUUACGGAUCGUUUUCGUCAUGGCAUGGAUUGUGCAGGAAGGGUUUAAAAUGUGCGAAGAAGGAGACUAUAGUUCUUUUCCACCAUAUAUGCAGCAUAAUACAGCUUCACGUAAAAAGGCUGUUACUGUGUCUAUCCCAUCUACAUCGGCAAUUCAAUACUUUUACAAUGACCUACCGCAUGAGCACGCCGAAUAUUAUUCACACAUCAUGCGCCCCCAAGCCACAUCGGUGUUAUAUCACAGAACGACAAUGGCGGCAUGGCGCACAAUUCCCACCACAUACGUUCUGUGCCCACUAGAUAACGUAUUAACAGAUGCAUACGCCCGACUCAUGCUUAGUUCGGCCCAGGAAUCAGGUAGUAAUAUCGAUACUAUAGAGGUAUGCGAGGGGGCGGGGAGUUGCUGUUGGUUGGGGUCCGGAGCCGAUUCGUUCGCGAGGAUCUUAAGGCGGGCCGCAGGAGAGUUGGUAUGAGCGCGUAAGGCAACGAAGCAUGGAUCGGCACUUUAAAAUGCAUGUAAGAUUGGAAUUUGGCAUUGGAUUUAAAUGGACGGAAGGUUGGAACUUGGAAUGGCGGGGACGAAUCUUGGCGUGGAGGCGGAAAUCUUUUGGGGUCGGAGUUUCGG